UUUGGCUAAAAUAAUGUCGGAAAGCCACCCAGCAGAAGCUGUAGUGGCCAAUAUUAGUAAAACUAGUAAGGAAGAAACGGAAGACCCUCCAGUUCGAGAUAAUUUGCUGUAUAAAGUAAAUGGUAAGGAGGGGAACAAGCAGGAGAACGAGAAAGAGACUAGGAAGGGUCGAGGACCAGGUCGACCGAGGAAACCCCGACCGGAAAUUUUGUCAUUGGAAGAAUACGACCGAGAGGUGGGAGGGAUCGAAAAUUCUGGCGAUGAUGGAGAUUAUGACCCGGAGGAGGAUAGCGACGCCAACGAGAAGCAGGAGAAAGUUUCAGCUCGCAAAAAGGGUCGGCCUCGGAUGAAGUCCGUUGAGCCCCCGGUGGAAAAGAAGAAACGAGGUCGACCCAAAGACGAAACUAGAUCUAACGUCACCUGUGAUCUUUGUGGCAAAUUUUUCAAGUAUCGUGUACUCCUGAAGCGCCACGAGCAAACCCAUUACGGGAUUAAAGAAUUUGAAUGCGAGUACUGCCACAAGCGUUUUCUGCAAAAAGGCGGCCUAACGGUGCACCUUCGGCAACACACUGGCGAAAGGCCCUACAAGUGUCCAUACUGUCCGGCAAGUUUCCGGGGUCAAUCCUCGUUGGAUUGUCACGUGUUUCGGCACACCAAGCAAGGAACGAAGUGUCCCCAGUGUCCGUCGGUGUUUGCAACACCGGCGAUCGUCAAGCAGCAUAUCCGGGAAGUUCACACUACGGAGAAGCCACACGUGUGUCAAAUCUGUGGCGAAAGUUACAAACAUCGAAAAAGUUUAACAACUCAUCUGGAGGACCAUGACAAGCGUAUUUGCUCGGUUUGCGGAAAGGUAUUCAACACGAUGUUUGCCUUGAUGACCCACCGGCAUAUUCAUGAGGUGAAUCCAAAGUGCAACUAUUGCAAUCGGUCGUUUAAAUCGGAGGAAGAAUUGCAGGCCCACAGCAAACUCCGAGGGCGGGUGUAUCAGUGUGAAAUGUGCUGUUACAGUUUUAAUAAGGCUGAAUUUUUGAACAAUCAUAAUCGAAGAGAUCACUGGAAAGAAAUGGGACUGGAACGGUUACCUAGAAAGAUUGUACCGCGGCCUAAGAAACCCAAACCUGAAGGUCCGAAGGUGAGGAAAUCAAAAGCAAAACUUCCUAUUAUGCAGAUCGGCGAGCAAUCGGUUACCGAUUAUUCUGGAUCGUUGGCAUGGGGGAAUCAAAGCAUAUCCUCAGCAGAGUGUCCCACGUUGCCAGUACCACUACCUCCAGAUGCGACUCAGCAUCAAAUGCUGCCGCUGGUUGAUCAACAUGUUCAGUCAGAAUUCACACCAAAACUUGAACUGCCAGCAACAACUGCGAAGGAAAACAUUGCAGUUGUUUCGCCGAAAACGGAACCGAAGGUUUCAACUGAACAAGAAGCAGAACUGCAAACUCAACCGGAUUCAGACCAAGACUUCAGCACUCAUCUCGGCGAAGUGGAUGAUUACCAUUCCGAUCCGGAGGAAGACAGAACUGUCGAGAAAAAGAACGUCGAAGAAGCGGAAGAUAGUGCAACGAAGGUGGAGGUCAAGGUCGAACCGGAAGUUCAUUGUUAUAUAGCUGCUGUACCUACCCUGGAAGCUGGGGUUUUCGUCAAAGUUGAGAUUACCGAAACGGACAGACCGGCGGAAGGGGAGGAUGCACCUUUGCCGAAGGAAGACCCAAUUGAGAAUAAACCGGAGGAAUUGGAAGAGAAAAAGGAGGAUUUGUCCGAUAGUGAAGAUGACGAGGUUCCAUUGGCGAGCUUACGUUCAACUCCAGGACAAAAAGGAAAGCUAGAGAAAAUAGUCUCAACCAAGAAGAAAGAGAAAAUUGAUCACGAUCGUAAGAAGAAACCACAAGCAAAGGCCGUCGAAGAUUCUUCCGACGAUGAUGGCAGGUUGUACUCAAUCGGUGGUUCGUCUGACGGUGACCUAUCGGAUUCUUCUGAUUCAUCCCGAUCGAUGACGAGCGAGGAUAAUGACGAUGAUGAUGUUCAAGCCGAGCAGCCCAAGCCGAAACGUAAACGAAGACGGAAACAAGAUGGCGAAGGACCUCGGAAAGGGCCUUACCAAAAGCGUGACAUGCACUGCCUUAUUUGCGAUGAUGUAUUCAAGGGUCGUGCCGCACUCAAGGAACACAAGGAAUCCGCUCAUCCGGAUGUCAAAACCAAUGCUGGACCCUUGAUCUGCGAGCUGUGUGGAAAGUCUUACGCCACCGUAACGUCCUUAGCCGUCCACCGAGGUCAGCAUGAGGAAUAUCAACGGUUCAAGUGCGACGAGUGCCCAAAAGCGUUCACAUUCCAAUGCUACCUCGAGAAUCACAUACGAAUAGAACAUCGUCGGGAACGGCUCAUUUGUCCGCUCUGUGGCAAACAGUUCAAGUACGGUCCGGAUCUGAAACGGCACUCUCUACAGCACGAGGAAGAAAAGCCCUUCAAGUGUGAAGAAUGUCCCGCAGCGUUCCGGCAUCCCAGUGCCCUGCACAGUCACAAAGCUAUCCACGAAAAGACUGUGUUCACUUGUACCGUUUGCAAUAAGAACUUCCGGUACGCCAAUAGCUUGCGGGUACACAAGCGUCUCCACAGUGGAGUCAAGCGUUUCCGGUGUGAGAUCUGUGAUCGAGAGUUUAGCCAGAAGGCACCGCUGAUGAAGCACAUGGCAAUCCACUCGGUAGAUCGACAGGUAAAGUGUGUCGUUUGCGAUAAGGUUUACUACAAGAAGGUCGAACUGAUCAUCCAUCAGGCGAAGGAGCACCCAAAUCAUCCGCUAAUUGGAAAGACGAUCAAGGUUCAUACCUGCAACGUGUGUGGGAUGGAGUUUACGAAGGAGGGUCACCUCAGGAUACACUCCGAUAUCCAUGGGAACGAGUAUAGGUUCAAGUGUGAUAUGUGCGACGAUCAGAAGUUUAAACAGAAAGCUGGACUGCGACACCAUUGGAAGCACUUUCACCAGAUGGAACCACCCAAGAGGAAUCUGGGGAAGAAACCGGAAGAGAGGAAAGCCGAAAAGGCGGUCGUUCGUACGGUGACAAGUGUCACCGUAAGGCCACCAGCUGGGGAGUUUCAUAACGAGUUCGAGUUCAUGAUGCAGCGGAUGGAGUGCGAGUCAAAUCAUCAGAGUUUUUUCUCGGAAAUGAGUGAUUCCGACGAGGAUUCGGUGAACGAGUCUAACUUCGAAGAGGACGGACAAGAUUCGCCGAAAUCUUCCACCAAAAGCAGUUCAGCAAAGGAUGCAAUUGAAAUUGGUGUGGAUAAGGAUGGGACCAAAUCCUUCAUGUGUCCCAAUUGUCCCAAACAGUUUCGAACGAAGGUACAGUGCCAGCUGCACAUCAGUGCCAACCACCACCGGGGACAACCGUUCGGUUGUAAGGACUGCGAUGCCAAUUUUCAACAGUAUUCCAAAUAUCGCCAGCACAGAAAGAAGGAGCACUGCGCAACCCGUAAGCACCAAUGUACGCUGUGUGAAGCACGGUUUGCACGAGUCUACCUGCUUCGGACGCAUUGGAAUGGGAAGCAUCGUCGAGAGCAUGGUCCGUUCAAAGCUAGUCCUAUUCCCAAAGACGAACAGUACCAGUGUAAGCAGUGCGAUCAGCUACUGACGAAUAAGUACACCCUGGCAGCCCAUGAGAAGACUCAUGUGGUGGCGGAUGGCGGCGACUCGGAAUCCAGUGGUAAUCAGUGUAAAAUUUGCUCAGCAGUUUUCAAAUCAAUAGGCACGCUGAAGAAGCACUUGAACAAGCAUGCAGGAGUCGAUAAGAAGUCUCAUCCCUGCACGAUGUGCGACGCAAUGUUCACGAGUCGUGAAGGUCGACGGGUGCACAUGAUUUUGAAGCACAAUGCUGGGAAGACUUAUAAAUGUGAGCAGUGUCCCAUGGUAUUCGCCCGUAAGGGUAAUCUUCGAUUGCACAUGACUACUCACGGUGUACGGCUGCAUGUUUGCAGUGUUUGUGGUCAAUCCUUUGCUCGCAUAGAGAGUUUAAAGAACCACGAAGGAGCCUGUGCUAAAGGAAAGCGAGGUUUGUUCUGUGAAGUGUGUGGGCAGCGUUUCCGGAAGCAAGAACUGCUGGACAAACAUCUGGAGCAAGGCCAUCCGGAGAAGGAAUUCCAGUGCAACCAUUGUGGUCAGGGUUUCGAAACGAAACGAGCCUUGAGCCACCAUGUACGGGUGCAUGAGGGAUCGUUCCGCUGCGAACACUGUCCACGGCAGUUUGUAACGGAACAGGCGCUGCGUAAUCACGAAAAGAGUCGCCAUUGGGAUAUUUUGGGGAUUGAGCGAGUUAUCGGGAAGCAGGGUAGGCGGAAAGAUGCACCGCCGAAGCAACCGAAGGAGCGCGUGAGGAGGAAUAAAAACCGCCCAUUCUUGGGCUUGGAGCACUUGGCCGAGCUGGCUGAACAGAGCACUGAGAAUGCGGACGAUACGAAAGUUGACGAUGAUGAUGCUGGCGGAGAUAGCUGUAUACCAUCAUCGGAAGGCGAGAACUCUCUAGGGUUGGAAUUGCAAGCGGUAAAAAAUGAAUCCAUAGAGGUGAAAAACGACGACCAGCAGACAGUUGCAGACAUACAUUUCCAAGCCGUUGCGGAUGACCUAGUUGAUGCAAAGUUUUCGAAAGACGAAACUCUGGCAUCCGAAAUGUUAUUUGAAAAGACUGAUCUCGUUGAUAUAAAAUACAAUCCUGUUGCCGAAGAGGAUAUAAAAGAAAAUCAGCCCGAAUUGUCCGAUCGCGAGGUUCCUGAUCUUCGCGUAGAGAAUGAUACUGAUAACGAUCACGACUCGACAAACGAUUCAAAUAACAGUAAACAUCUCACCCCUGAUCAUCCAACUUCUAGUUCUUCCGACACGGAGCAAGUUCCAAGUAGUCCCAAGUCACGGGGAAACCGUUAUACCCGUCGGAAACGUGAGUCGGACCCAGCCAAGGGUUCGAUUAAAAGCCGAGUGCCGAAAAAGCUGAAAUGCAAUGACUGCGACAAAAGCUUCGUCCACUACAACUGGUGGAGCGCCCAUCGAGCGAAAGCACAUGGCGUUCAGGAGGAGGACAUACCGCCGAAAAGACAGCGGAUACACAUUUGCAACGAAUGUCCGAAGAGUUUCAGCGAUUGGCGUAAUUUGAUCUAUCAUAUGAAGCAUAUUCACAAGAAAGACUUCGAUGAAAGGCAGAUGAUACAUUGCUCCUCGUGCAAGAAGAAAUUGCUCUGCUCAAAGUAUUUGAAGGAUCACACGUGCAUCAAAGGAGUUUACUCGAACCGGGAGCCCAAAUUCAAAUGCGACCUGUGCGACAAGGCUUAUGUUACUCGUCAUGGCUUAGAGAGCCACCGGUCGGUACAUCCAGAGUACCACAGGGUCAACUGUGACGUAUGCUUCAAACCUUUCUCCAAUGACAAGGAUAUGCAGUACCACAAGAAGCGGGUGCACGUGGAUGCGAGCUUUGUGUGCGAAGUCUGCGGCAAGGCUUUUAAAGUUCAAAGUCAGUUGAAAACUCACAUUCUGAUCCACCAGGACUCGAAGGGAUACCAGUGCGAGUACUGUGGGCGAUCAUUUGCGCAACGGAACGGCAUGACUGCUCACCUGAGGAUAGCCCAUGCCGAACAGCUAGGCGAACAAGCAGUGGCUGAAAGAGAAAUCACCUGCACUAUCUGCGCGAAAAAGUUGAAGGGAAAAAUCUGCUACCGACUCCACAUGAAAACGCACACCAAUGAUAGGCAGUUUUCCUGCUCUUACUGUGAUAAGAGAUUUGUUGCGAAUCAGGACAAGCUUCGGCACGAGCAAACCCAUACGAAGGAGUACAAAUUCAAGUGUCGUUUCUGCGACAAAGGCUCGACCAGGAGAAAGUUGAUUCUUCUGCAUGAAGCAAAAGAACACAACGAAAUGAGUGGGCAAGUGAUUGGCCUGCAGCACAAGUGUUCAUUCUGUGCGAGGUGCUUCAGUUCUCCUUCGGCUGUCGCGAUCCACGAAUCGUUGCAUAGCGAUGAUCUGCCAGUGUCCUGUGAGCUGUGCGAUCGUAGAUUUAAGAAUGUGAAAUAUAUGAAAUACCAUCUGAAAGCUCACCAUAAGCCAUCGGAAGACAAGAAUGGGGACGGAACGCUUCAGGUGGUUGCCGAGGAAAAGUUUUCGGAGGUUGUUGAACAACAAGUGCAAAGUAUUACAAGUGUCGAUGAUGUUGAUAAUAAAAUGAUAAUUUAUACAAGUUUAACUGUGGAACUGCCGGUAAGUUGA
Molecule: messenger RNA, 6232 nt
Organism: Ochlerotatus camptorhynchus
Lineage: Eukaryota; Metazoa; Arthropoda; Insecta; Diptera; Culicidae
Exons: 8
Coding region: 14-6232 (2072 amino acids)
Biological process (GO): regulation of transcription by RNA polymerase II
Cellular component (GO): nucleus
Molecular function (GO): RNA polymerase II transcription regulatory region sequence-specific DNA binding; DNA-binding transcription factor activity, RNA polymerase II-specific
Source: RefSeq, a predicted model, not a curated record